Messenger RNA from Apis laboriosa (Himalayan honeybee), 2074 nucleotides. RefSeq names its product nucleic acid dioxygenase ALKBH1 (gene AlkB). Gene Ontology annotation, molecular function: oxidative RNA demethylase activity; broad specificity oxidative DNA demethylase activity; ferrous iron binding. NCBI's taxonomy places the organism in Eukaryota, Metazoa, Arthropoda, Insecta, Hymenoptera, Apidae. Gene Ontology annotation, cellular component: nucleus; cytoplasm. The record is from RefSeq and is a predicted model, not a curated record. Gene Ontology annotation, biological process: oxidative RNA demethylation. The coding region runs from base 1092 to 2024 and encodes 310 amino acids. The transcript is spliced from 3 exons.
UGUACCGGUAUAUUCAAGUCCGCGUGUUGAGAUUCUAUCGUGUACUUAAAUAUAUUAAUUUUUUUAUCCACUUUCUUUAAUACUUUCAUCAUCGUUUUUAUUAUAAUAAAUAUUGAUUGCUUUCUUCUUUAAAUGCUUUUUUAUUAUUUCAAAUAAUAUAUUAUAUAUUAAAUAUAAUUAUGUGAUUUUCGUUUACGAUAUAAAAAUAGCGAUUUUAAAUUAUUUGAUUGAUAAAUAAAUAUGUGAUAUACCAACAUUAAAGUGAUUGAACUCAAGAUCCAGUUUAGUAACUGGAACAAGGUUCGUUCGUAUUCUUUGAGAUACAGGUGAAUAAUCAUUCGCAACUGGGCUAGGUGGGUGGGUGGAAUUUAUGAAGAAUAAGAGCGAUGGUAAUGGAUGAUUAUUAACGCAGCGCGCACUAUUAAUUUGCACGAAGCUUUCGAAAAGCCUUGAAGUCGGCUGGCGUGCCUCUCUUUACCUCUAUGAAAUCAUAGAUUUCCCGGCAGUGUUAUUAUGCGAAAAUUACGCUCUAAAAUUAGUCACAGUCCAUUACUGUAUGCACACAGAUAAAGGAAUGAGGUUGGGCACGGCAAGAAAAAAUUGCUUGAAACUCUGACUUUUUCGAUAUGUAUCUGGCUAUUAAUGUUCACACUAUAAUGAUGAUGUUAUGCUAAACGAAUCGUAAUGCAAAAUGCGCUGUCUAUGUUCACUCAUUGAUUAUUCCUAUACGAUUGAUAUAUUUCCUAUAUGAUAUUUAGUCAUAUGCCGCAUCAUAGAUAUAUCUUUGAAUACUUACUUGUAGGUUAGACAAGAUGCUGUAUGUUGUAAGAACAUUAUUUUUAAGAGUUAUCAAGAUAAAGUUACAAAGUUAAAUGAUUAAAAAUCAGAAAAUCGAUACUUUUGAUUGUCACUAUUAUGAACCAAAUAAAAAUUCUUAUUGAAAUAUUAUUUAAAAUUUUUAUCGUAUCUCAUAUGAAAACGCGUUAAAAUCUACUUUUAAAUUGCAUAGAUUUAACUGAUGAUCUACAGUAACGAUAUCUAUUGACAUAUAUAUGAAUUAAUAAACAUGGCGACGCCCAUGGUUUCAAGUAAUGUUUAAAGAUAAUUUUAAAUAUUAUAAAAGUCGAAAUCCUUGUCCUAAUUUAAAAAAUGUGAUCGACUUGAAUAAUCCUGAUUAUAAUAAAGUUAUUAGUUUUAGAGAAAAAUUGCUUGAUAUAAAAUGCGAACAUGAAUUGGGAUUAAAAUCAAUUAAAGAUUGGAAAGUUUUUGAAUUUUUAGAUAUUCCAGGACUUAUUUUUAUAAAAAAUCCAUUUACUACAUAUGGACAACGAUAUUGGAUUAUAAAAUGUUUAAAAGAAUAUUCGAAAAAACCACAUAAAUUAAAUUUACAUGCUCAUGAUGUUUUAAAUGAUGAUGAAAAUUGGUGGGAUAUAUGUUUUAAGCACUUUGAUAAAGGUGAAAUUAAUACCAAAUUAAUAUCAAAAUUAAGAUGGGCAACAUUUGGAUAUCAUCAUAACUGGGAUACAAAAUUAUAUUCUGAAACAUGCAAGACAAAAAUACCUAUAGAAUUAUCAUUGUUAACAUCAUUUUUAGCACAAACAUUAGGUUUUAAAGAUUUUAAAGCUGAAGCAGCUAUCAUUAAUUAUUAUAGAAUGAAUUCAACUUUAGCAGGUCAUACUGACCAUUCUGAACCUAAUGUUGAAGCUCCCUUAUUUUCUAUAAGUUUUGGUCAAACUGCAAUAUUUUUAAUUGGAGGACUUAUGCAAGAGGAUACAACUAAUGCUAUAUUUUUACGGAGUGGAGAUAUAAUAAUAAUGUCUGGAAUGUCCCGUUUGAGAUAUCAUGGUAUACCAAAAAUAUUAUUAACCAUUGAUAAACCAUGGGAUAAUGAAGAACUAAAUGAUAAUCAAUGCAGUAGAUUAAAUCAAAAUGAUUGGAAAAAAGCAAAAAUUUAUAUUUCUGAUGCUAGAAUAAAUAUGAAUGUAAGACAAGUGUUAAAAGUUGGACAAUUCUCUUUGUUAUAAAAUACAAAAUUGUCUUAUAUAUUUUUUAUUAAAAAUACUUAUAUCAAUUA